AGAAACAGAGAGUAGCCGUUGCAGAGAGCAUGAAUUUCAGCCUCUGCAUUCCCGCGAAAAUUUCACCCUAUCCCCUCAAAUGGCCCAUCGCUUCCCGCCAAAAUAUCUCAUCCCAAAACCCUCGAAAACACCCGAAUUUCGAGACCCUCAAGCACCGUUUGAUCCGAUCCCUCGAAAGUGGUCGCCUCGAAUCUGCUUUUUCGACUUUAAAUCACAUGACCCAACAAGGAAUUCCCGCCGAUCUAGUCACAUACUCUGUCCUCCUCAAGUCGUGCAUCCGGUCACGCGAUUUUGACCGCGGAAAACUCAUCCACGCCCUCCUGCUGGAAUCUGGCCUGGAACUCGACUCUGUCGUCUUGAAUUCUCUCAUUAGCUUGUAUUCAAAGUGCGGGGAUUGGGAAACAGCGAAAGAGAUCUUUGCGGCGAUGGGGGCCAAGAAAGAUUUGGUCUCAUGGAGUGCGAUGAUUUCUUGCUUUGCUCAUAAUAACCGUGAAAUUGAAGCAAUAUCGAUGUUUUAUAAGAUGCUCGAAUCGGGUCAGUACCCGAAUCAGUUCUGCUUUGCUAGUGUGAUCCAGGCGUGUUCAAACAUGCAGCAUGCAUGGAUUGGGAAAGUGAUUUUUGGGUUUGUGAUAAAAACUGGUUUCUUAGCAUCUGAUGAAUGCGUUGGGUGUGCACUGAUUGAUAUGUUUGCAAAGGGUGGCAGCUUGGAGUAUGCACGCCUGGUAUUCGACGAAAUGCUGGAGAGAAAUGCUGUUGUGUGGACAUUGAUGAUUACUAGGUAUUCUCAGUGCGGGUUUGCAAAAAAUGCAGUCGAUUUGUUUUUGGAGAUGGAAAUGGGCGGGUUUGAACCUGAUCGGUUCAGUCUAAGCAGUGUGAUUUCUGCUUGUGCUGAAUUGGAAUCGAUUCAGCUCGGACGACAAUUGCAUUCCCAAGCCAUCCGAGCAGGAUUGUCAUCAGAUGUUUGUGUUGGAUGCAGUCUGGUGGAUAUGUAUGUGAAAUGUGCAGUGGAGGGAUCGGUGGAUGAUUCAAGGAGGGUCUUUGAUCAGAUGCCUGUACACAAUGUCAUGUCUUGGACUGCAGUUAUCACGGGAUAUGUGCAGAGUGGAGGACGUGAUAAGGAAGCAAUUGAGCUUUUCUGCGAAAUGAAGAAGGGAGGAGUUCAGCCGAAUCAUUUCACAUUUUCAAGUGUUCUCAAGGCAUGUGCAAAUCUUUCGGAUUCUGAAAUGGGUGAACAGAUUUAUGCCCACGUGGUUAAAUCUGGUCUUGCAUCAGUUAAUUGCAUCGGGAAUUCUUUUGUUGGGAUGUAUACUCGAUCAGGUUGGAUGGACGAGGCCAGGAAAGCUUUCAAUAUUCUGUUCGAGAAGAAUCUGAUUUCCUACAAUGUAAUGGUUGAUGGGUACGCCAAGAACUUGAAUUCUGAAGAAGCCUUUGAACUCUUCCAUCAAAUCGAGAACACAGGAGUUGGGGCCAGUGCUUUUACGUUCGCUAGUCUUUUGAGUGCAGCUGCAAGCAUUGGUGCAAUGGGAAAAGGUCAGCAACUCCAUGCUCGAUUACUGAAAGCCGGAUUUGAGGCAGACCAAUGCAUCAGUAAUGCCCUUGUGUCCAUGUAUUCUAGGUGUGGGAGCAUAGAAGAUGCUUCCCAAGUUUUUAAUGAGAUGGCCAAUCGGAAUGUAAUUUCAUGGACUUCAAUGAUAACGGGUUUUGCUAAACAUGGGCAUGCAAGAAAAGCACUUGAGGUGUUUCAUGAAAUGGUCGGGACUGGUUUGAAGCCAAACGAGGUUACCUACAUUGCUGUUCUAUCCGCAUGUAGCCAUGUGGGUUUGGUUGAUGAAGGAUGGAAACACCUACAUUCCAUGUAUAACAAUCACGGCAUUGUCCCAAGAAUGGAGCAUUAUGCCUGCAUGGUUGACAUACUCGGUCGGUCGGGCUUCCUCAAAGAAGCCUACGAGUUCAUCAACUCAAUGCCCAUUAAACCUGAUGCUUUGGUAUGGCGUACGUUGCUCGGAGCUUGCCAUAUUCAUGGCAAUAUGGAUCUUGGAGGACUGGCAGCUAACCAUAUCUUAGAGCUGGAACCACAUGACCCAGCAGCAUAUAUCCUACUGUCGAAUCUGUAUGCUGCGACCGCCCAAUGGAACUACGUUGCAGACAUCAGAAGAAGGAUGAAAGAGAGGAAACUGAGCAAAGAAGCUGGCUGCAGCUGGAUAGAGAUAGAUAACAAUAUUCACAGAUUCUUUGUAGGGGACACUUCUCAUCCACGGGCGCAGGAGAUUUUCAUGAAGUUGGAUCAAUUGGCUGGCGAAAUAAAGGGGAUCGGCUAUGUGCCUGACACGAACUUUGUUUUACAUGAUGUGGAGGAGGAACAGAAGGAGCAGUAUCUGUUCCAACAUAGUGAGAAGCUUGCUGUUGCUUUUGGUCUUAUUGGAACAUCACCGCCGAAACCAAUUCGGAUAUUUAAGAACCUCCGUGUCUGUGGAGACUGUCACACAGCCAUUAAGUUCAUUUCCAUGUCUUCCAGUCGAGAAAUAAUUGUGAGGGACUCAAACCGCUUCCAUCAUAUUAAGAAUGGCAUCUGUUCCUGCGGCGAUUACUGGUGAUGUACAUGAAAUGUGGGUGAAAUUGUGAAGCUUUUAACUGGCAGGGACAGUGCAAUCUCUAAACCUAGAACCUGAACUUUGUAAGCAUGGAAUCAUGUAUCAACUGGGAAAUGACUAUACUUGAAUGUGGGUUUUGCACCCAAGGCAAGAUAUCUUAAAGCUCUGGUGAUGAAUCUUCAGAGAUCUUGUUAACAACACAAAUGACUUCGAACCA
Messenger RNA from Magnolia sinica, 2808 nucleotides. RefSeq names its product pentatricopeptide repeat-containing protein At3g49170, chloroplastic. Gene Ontology annotation, biological process: RNA modification. NCBI's taxonomy places the organism in Eukaryota, Viridiplantae, Streptophyta, Magnoliopsida, Magnoliales, Magnoliaceae. The transcript has a single exon. The coding region runs from base 30 to 2594 and encodes 854 amino acids. The record is from RefSeq and is a predicted model, not a curated record. Gene Ontology annotation, molecular function: protein binding; RNA binding; zinc ion binding.